Molecule: messenger RNA, 3204 nt
Organism: Xylaria bambusicola
Lineage: Eukaryota; Fungi; Ascomycota; Sordariomycetes; Xylariales; Xylariaceae
Exons: 2
Coding region: 1-3204 (1067 amino acids)
Biological process (GO): ribosome-associated ubiquitin-dependent protein catabolic process; rescue of stalled cytosolic ribosome
Cellular component (GO): RQC complex
Molecular function (GO): ribosomal large subunit binding; tRNA binding
Source: RefSeq, a predicted model, not a curated record
AUGAAGCAAAGGUUUUCCUCCCUUGACGUCAAGGCCAUCGCCCAUGAACUUUCGGCUAGCCUCGUCUCUUUGCGCGUAUCCAACAUCUAUGACCUGUCGUCUAAGAUCCUCCUUUUGAAGUUUGCCAAGCCUGGCGUCAAAAAGCAGCUCCUGGUAGACUCUGGGUUCCGAUGCCAUUUGACCGAAUUCUCACGCACGACCGCUGCCUCACCCUCCGUUUUCGUACAGAAGUUGCGGAAGGUCUUGAAAACCCGACGUCUCACCGCUGUUUCGCAGAUAGGAACCGACCGAAUAAUAGAGUUUCAAUUCAGCGACGGGCUAUAUAGGAUAUACCUCGAGUUUUUCGCCGGUGGAAACGUUAUCCUAACUGACAACGAACUGAAGAUCCUAACUCUUCUGCGCAAUGUAUCCGAAGGCGAAGGACAAGAGCCACAGCGUGCGGGUUUGACAUACUCGCUGGAGAAUAGGCAGAACUAUGGUGGCAUCCCGCCGCUUACCAAGGACCGUCUCCGAGCAUCCCUACAGACGAUAAUCGAGAGAAAUGCAGCUUCAGCUAAAACUGCGAAAAAGAUCAAAAAGAAGCCCGGUGAUGAGCUAAGGAAAGGCCUGGCCGUCACAAUAAAUGAGCUACCUCCGGUACUGUUGGAUCAUGCGAUGAAGGUAACCGGAUUUGACUCUACUGUACAACCUGCAGCCGUUGUCGACAGCGAGCAGUUAUUAGACCAGCUCCUCCUGUCUCUUCAGACCGGCCGGGAUCUUGUGCAGGAUAUCAUCAGCUCAGACACAUGCAAGGGUUAUAUAUUUGCGAAAAAGCGACCAGGGGCCGAGGAUCUUCUAGACGGUUCAACACAAGACGAACAACAACCACCGAGAAAGGGAUUAUUGUACGAAGAUUUUCACCCCUUCUUACCCCGCCAGUUCGAAGAAGACCCUGCAUAUUCUGUCCUCGAAUUUGAUAGCUUUGGUAACACGGUAGAUGAAUUCUUUUCAUCAAUCGAAGGGCAAAAGCUCGAAUCACGUUUGACUGAACGGGAGGCAGCCGCCAGGCGAAAGUUAGAGGCUGCUAAAGCCGACCAGGAAAAGAGGAUCGAGGGUCUACAAGCAGUCCAGACUUUGAAUGUUCGCAAAGCAAGUGCCAUAGAAGCCAAUGUCGAAAGAGUUCAAGAGGCCAUGGAUGCUGUGAAUGGAUUGGUAUUCCAGGGUAUGGACUGGGAAGACAUUGGAAAACUGAUCGAGAGGGAAAGGCGACUGAACAAUCCUGUGGCGUCUAUUAUAAAGCUCCCUCUCAAGCUUCAUGAGAACACUAUUACAGUUUUGCUUGGUGAAGCUGAGGAAGACGAAGAUGAUUCGGAUGAAGCGGACGAAUCGGACGCUUCCGAUGAUUCGGAUAGCGGUUUGGGGGGCAGCGUCAAUUCAAACUUGAAGGGUCAAGAUAAGCGACUGGUCGUGGAUAUCAACCUGGGGAUAAGUCCAUACGGCAAUGCUCGAGAGUAUUACGGUGAAAGGAAAGUAGCUGCGGUUAAGGAGGAGAAAACUAAACAGCAGUCUGAGAUGGCUCUCAAAAGUGCUAGCCAGAAAAUCGAAGCCGAGUUACGAAAGGGGCUUAAACAAGAAAAGCCAGUUCUCCAGCCCAUCCGCCGACAGAUGUGGUUCGAAAAAUUCAUCUGGUUCUUGUCUACAGACGGUUAUCUUGUGCUCGGUGGUAAGGAUGCUCAACAAAACGAGAUGCUUUAUAGGCGAUACCUGAAGAAGGGGGAUAUCUACGUGCAUGCCGAUCUUCAUGGUGCAGCAAGUGUUAUCAUCAAGAAUAAUCCGAGUACACCUGACGCUCCUAUACCCCCGUCGACACUAUCUCAAGCUGGGUCUGUUUCAGUUUGUUCAUCUUCUGCUUGGGAUUCAAAAGCUUCGAUGUCGGCAUGGUGGGUUACGGCAGACCAAGUAUCGAAAUCCGCGCCAACAGGUGAAUUUUUACCUACAGGAUCCUUCAUGGUCCGAGGAAAGAAGAACUUCUUACCUGCCAGUCAACUCGUGAUGGGAUUUGCCUUAAUGUUCAAGGUCAGCGAGGAGAGUAAGCCGAAACAUGUCAAGCAUCGUCUCUACGAUACACCAGUGCAGCCUGAGGGUCCAUCGGAAGCUCCGGCAGCAAUUACUGACACUCAGCACUCCGGCGACGUGCCUGCUCAAGGAGAUGGGAUACAUGAGGAUAACGAUUCCGAAGAAAGCGCGGCCGAAGAUGAGGACUUCAAGCCAAGAGCAAACCCUCUCCAGUCAUUGGGCGGCAACGAAGAGGAUGGCGGGCAUCUGGACACUAUAGACGAGGCAGAACCAUCAGAGCAGCUUAGCGGCUUGGCUAUCUCGGACGAAGCCCCGGCUUCUAAGCCAUCUGAGCUCAAUCGGGAUUUAGAACAAGAUGAGCAACCUACGGAAAACAGUGAUGCCAUCACAGAACCAGAUACGCCAGCGACAAGCAGUGCUGUUCAGGAUCGUUCGUUUAAUGCUGGCCAAUCUACUCAACCUAGACAAAAGCAGCGACAGCCAAAGCGAGGCCAACGUGGUAAGGCGAAAAAGAUUGCGGCCAAGUAUAGAGACCAGGAUGAGGAAGAUCGCGCUGCCAUAGAAGAACUCAUUGGAUCGACUACUGGACAACGGCGAGCAGAGGCCGAGGCGAAAGCUAAAGCAGAACGAGAAGCUGCUUCAGAAGCUGCUCGGCAACGCCGUCGUGCCCAGCACCAGCGAGAGCAACGAGAGAUGGCAGAGCACGAAGAAGUGCGCAAGAUUAUGCUGGACGAAGGUAUUGAAACGCUCGACCCAGACGAGGUUGCGAAUCUCUCGCCACUCGACGCCCUCGUCGGUACUCCUCUCCCGGGCGAUGAGAUUCUCGAAGUCGUGGCACUCUGUGCGCCAUAUGCUGCGCUCGGUCGCUAUAAAUACAAGGUCAAACUACAACCAGGGACACAGAAGAAGGGGAAAGCCGUGAAAGAGAUAUUAGAGGGAUGGAAAGCGGCCUCGAACAAGAAGGGCGUCAUCGACGAGAGGAGCGCGGAUAAAGAACGUAUGUGGCCGCGGGAGGUUGAGCUUAUCAAGUCCAUCAAGCCUGAAGAUGUCAUUAAUACCGUGCCCCUCAAGAGCUUGAAGGUUAUGUCGAGUGGUGGCGCCAGUGGAAGUGGUAAAGGAGGUGGUGGUAAAGGAAGCAAAAAGAAAUAA